Messenger RNA from Cetraspora pellucida, 597 nucleotides. Lineage: Eukaryota; Fungi; Glomeromycota; Glomeromycetes; Diversisporales; Gigasporaceae. The record is from the annotation of a GenBank genome assembly.
AUGCUACACUCUCCCUUUACUAAGUUAUCUAAAACACCUGUGUUCUACAAAAAAAUCAGAACUUCUAACACUUAUGAAAAAACUAGUUUAAGCUCAGGCUCUUCUAAGAGCUUAUCAGAACAAACUAAAGCUCAAGUUUUAAAUAACCAAGAACCAAAAGCUUUAUUAACACAAAAAGCACAAGAAGCACAUAUAGUAACAGACUUAAAAGUCAGCAAAGCACUAAACAAAGAAAAUACUGAUUCUGUAAAAAAUGAUGAUGCUUUGUUUACAUCUGCUAACAACAUGUACACAAAGCACCAAACCUUCGAGUUAGAAGACUUUAAUAAUGUAGAUGCUAACAAAGUUAAUGAGCAAAUCUUAGCAGAUACGAAUCUGGAUAGUCAUAUCAAUAUAGAUCAGCCUCAGAUUAAAACUAAGACAGCUAAAAAAGAACCAACUGAAGAUACUCCAAAGGAACUAACCAAUUUCUUAAUAGAAAAUUAUUUUAUAGAUACCAACAUAAUAGUAGAUCCGCUGAUCACCCUCUAUAAUAACUCCAAGGUUGAUAAAUCCUCUCUUAUCAGCAAUGAUAACAAUGAAUUCCAAUUGUUAUGA